Molecule: messenger RNA, 3177 nt
Organism: Symbiodinium sp. CCMP2592
Lineage: Eukaryota; Dinophyceae; Suessiales; Symbiodiniaceae
Source: the annotation of a GenBank genome assembly
AUGCCCAAGAAGGUGCCUUCACUCUCCUUCGCUGGCCUCCGUCCAUCGCUUCAAGGAUGUUCAGGCCUUGGAGCACCGCCACCCGAGGAGCCAGGCCAGUCGGCAGUUCUGGGAGCCACACCGGUGCCUCCUCCGCAGGAGAUGAUGUCACCCCCCGUGGAGGUGCACGCUGGCGCUCUGUCGUCGGCAAACGAAAAAUCGAGCUCCGGUGAGGACAGCUCGCUUGCCGACGAGGACGUGGCAGAAAGCCAAAAACAGGAUGAGGAGCUGGACAGCAGUGAUGAAGAUCUUUGGGAAGAGGGUGAAGCGCCCGAAGUAAGAUCUCCGGCUGCGAGGUCCCCCGUCAAGCACGUGCCACAGCUUUCCCUGACGGGGCUGCGCUCCAGCCUCCAGGGCUCCGCGCUUAUGGGGCUGCCGCCUCCGGAGGAGCCAGGCCACGGAGCCGAUGCAUCGCUGCCGCCACUGCCGGAGGCAGCGUUGCAGGAAGGCCCCGGUCCGGCCUCGGAUGUGCCGCCGCCUCCUGUGCCACCCGCAGAGCUCUGUGUCGGCGUGAUCCACCAAAAUGUAUUCUAUUUCGAGGGAAGGCAGCGACGAAGAAUCUACCAGGACGUGGAGCUCCACGCGCUCAUCCUGACUCUUAUCCUCACGCUUCUCCUCUCGCCGGGGCGAGGCUUGCUGGAUCCAAGUUACUCCGAUCAGUACCCUACCCACCGGCACCGACGGAACAUUCCCUUUCUCCUCAGCGCACACCUGAACCACAGUGCCAACAGGAGUGUCCUGCCGUGGGUCUUCCAGCAGGUGGAUCGAAUCGGGCGCAUUGGUGAGCUACGGCUUUUGAAGCUUCUCGUCGAGUCGGCCAUGCACCGCUGGAUGUACACCAACAUGCGGGUGGUGGGCCAGGGGCAGUUCGGGACUGUGAUGCAGAGCGGCGUAACUCUGGGCAGUCAUGGCAACCUUCAGGUUGCCAUCAAGCACAUCCCGAAGCAAACAAAUAUCCAGGAUCGUUGUGUUCUGGUCGAUGUCUUCAAUGAAAUCACCUGCUUGGACACAGUGCGCUUCGAGGACCACCUCUGUCAAAUCUUCGACUUCGGUGUGGAGGAGUCUUGCUAUUGGAUUGUGAUGAAGUGUUAUGGCACCACGUUGAAGAGGUGGCGAGAGCAGCUCAUCGGGACUUUGAGCGAUCAUCUUCCGGUACUGCUGGGCAUUUUCAAGCAGAUACUGGAGGCUGUGGCCGUGCUGCACAAGCAUGAUAUCGUGCACUAUGAUCUCAAGUGCGACAACAUCAUGAUUGAAGCAGCUCACAAGUCCUCCAGUCCGGGCAGCGACAUCGAUGAUGGCACCGUCGCGGAAUCGGAUGGAGCAGAAGAGGUCCCGCGAAUAGCGGUGGUAGACUUCGGCGAGUCGCGCAUGAUGGAGAAUCCUUUCGAGCUGGACCUGCGCAAUCGGGGGACAGAGAUCAUCAAGGGCCCCGAGAUGCUGGAGCUCGACUUCGUGAGUCGCCGUGACUCGAAGGCGCACGACAGACGGAAGCGCGUUGGCACCAACAAGGCUGCCGACAUCUGGUCCCUGGGUUGUCUCUUCUUCGAGCUGCUGACCGGUCGCUUCCUGUUCGAGGAUUAUGACUUCGCAACGCAUUGGGCAUGUGCCACUGGCAAGUCCGGGCAAGAUGUUGUCAACGAGGCAAACGAGCGGCGGCUGGAGAACAAGGGACCCUUGCUGGAAUACCUGCGGUACUUGCUCGUUCGCGAUGCAGAUCGGCGGCCAACCAUCGGGAUGGCCAGCAAGAGGUUCGACAGCCUGGCAAGUUGCCUGACGGGCUCAGCUGCCACUGGCAGCCCCGACUCACCCGGCAGCUCGGACCAACGUGCUUCAGGCUUGAACACGCCAGACACACCCCGCAGCAUUGCACACAGCCUGGGAAGCGCCGGGUCCGUCGCCCCGCGGCAUCGGGCAGAUAUGCCCGACAGAGCCCUGAGCUGUGCAGCAGCAGGGGACAGCGAAGGCUACUUUGCCAAGGUUUUGUCGAACCUGAGCAUUCUGGAAGUGAGCGAUGAGGAUCUCCAGAGUGGUCUCGGUGCCCUUCGCUGUCGACUCCGCCAACACGCGUGGACCCAUGUCCUCGACUUCCGCUCUGUUGGAGCAAUUGAUCUGCCACUUCAGGCUGCGCUUAUGGAGGGCGCAGUUGAGGAGCUCAAUCGGGAGAUUUUCGACCUGGACGUUCCGUCAGAUCAACUGCAGACGCAGUGGCGCAGGAUACUGUACUUGCGCGAGCGACUUGUCAGCCAUCGGCUUGAGAAAGCUGCGAGAAGAACUACUGUUUCUCAACAUCCGCAGCCUCCUGCAGAUCCGGUGAAGGCCCCAGGCAGAGAUUGCCGGCAGGUCAACUGGAUAGGGAAACUGCAGGAGCUGUACGCGAAGGCUACGCAAAGACCUAUCCAAAAAGGUGACAUUACAUUCAGUACCCAGGAAGUGGCCACGCCAACUACACCAACUUCGAAGGAGUUUCGAUCCGUGGUGGAGGCCGACAUUUUUCGAUAUCCGUACCAUGGGGAACUGUGUCACACCAAGAAAAUGGCCGAACAUUCAGCUGCGUAUGCUGCCAUUUGUUCCGAAUUUCCUGAGUUCGACCCUCGCCAGCCUGAGCGGGCACAACAGCAACAACACUUCAAGCACAAAAGCAACUUGCACGAGGAAGUGAAGGCUCGAGUUGACAGAGAGAUCACUCGCGAGGAUUUGCCCUAUGACACAAAAACCUUCGCAGAGUCGCCCACCGGCAACGGCUGGCAGUACCAGUCCACAGUUACGUUGCGGUGCCUCGACGGCUCUAUGCACACCGGCCGCUGGCAGCCGACGCGCAAGCUCGCGGAGCAGUCUGCUGCCGAGGAGGCUCUCGCAGCCCUUCCGGACGUGAAGAGAGACGAAUGGAAGGACCGGCACACAAGUGUGUCCAGAGUUUUCUUCUUUUGUUCUUGCCAGUCUCGAACCCUCGAAGUCACCCGGGAUCGCAUCUCUUUUCUCCCAAGGUCUCGAAGCACUGUCAUAGCACCGUCACUGCUCCAGUUGAGAGCUCAUGUGACGGCGAACCGGCCAAGCAGCAAGAGUUCAGCAGUUGCAUGGAGUCGAAGCUUCAAUGAGAUCAAUGUCACGAAAGCUCGAGGCCAAGGGGUUUUCAUUUGA